AAGUCGAUUCCUUAUCCUUUACUGAGUGAUAGCCGGUAAUCAAAAUACAUUAGACUUCAACUAAUUAUGGGUAAUCAAGCAUCUGCUUUGAGACCGGAAGUCCUGACGGAUUUGGAAGAGAGCACCGCUUUUAACGCUGAUGAGAUAAGAGAAUAUUACAGAAACUUUCUAAAGGAAUGUCCGGAAGGUCGCAUGUCGAUGUCCCGCGAUCAAUUUAAGAAAAUCUAUUCUAAACUCUUCCCCACUGGUGAUGCCAAUCAGUUUGCCCAACACGUUUUUCGCACGUAUGACAGAGAUGGAAAUGGUCGUAUUGAUUUCAGAGAAUUCUUGAAUUCACUUCAUAUACAAAAGAGAGGCACUUUGGAGGAGAAAUUAACUUGGUUAUUCAAAAUGUAUGAUAUUGAUGGAACUGGUUAUAUAACCGAGGAUGAAUUAGGGCAAAUGCUCAAGUCGCUACAUAAUCUUCGAGGAAAAGUUGAUGAGCAUUCGAUGAAAUGUUUGGCUAAUUAUAUAUUGGAGAGAGCGGACAUAAACAAAGAUAAAAAGUUGUCUCUGAAAGAAUUCCUAGAAGGCGCCAAAUGUAGUAACACAAUAAAGCAGAUGCUAGACGAAGCAUUCGAAGCGUCUACCACACCUUUCCGGAAAUCUUAAGAAUUCCUUUGAUUUUCAGAAUUCUUGGAAGGAAAGAGAAGAGAGAAAGGAAAAAUCAUUGCUAUGAUUAAUUACAAUUAAACUAAAUAAAUGUGUAAUUGAUACCGAAUCACGAGACAGUGAACCCAUUUUAAUAAAAAGAACUAAGAAUUUAAUCG
Messenger RNA from Dimorphilus gyrociliatus, 809 nucleotides. The record is from the annotation of a GenBank genome assembly. NCBI's taxonomy places the organism in Eukaryota, Metazoa, Annelida, Polychaeta, Dinophilidae.